Molecule: messenger RNA, 5167 nt
Organism: Rana temporaria (common frog)
Lineage: Eukaryota; Metazoa; Chordata; Amphibia; Anura; Ranidae
Product: trichohyalin-like
Exons: 3
Coding region: 321-4541 (1406 amino acids)
Source: RefSeq, a predicted model, not a curated record
AACAACUAAAAUGUCCUGUAUUCACCAAAAAAAAUUCAACCACUUUACGGCAAGAAAACAAGAGUGUUAGAAACUGUAGCGCCUGCGCACAGCCAGCCUGUACUUCAGACGCCGACUGUCAGGAUAACAAAAUCUGCUGUGAAAUCUGCUGUGGGUUCAGAUGUGUUACUGGUAUCAGUGAAUCCGCACAAGGACCUAAUGAUGUAAAGCAGGAAACACAUCAAAGGAAUGGUGAUAACAAAUUAAGAAAAACAAGAGAUGUCAAUAAAGAUGGUGAAACAAAAAAUAGCAGCCCUGAAGAUGGAAAAAGCAGCAAAGAGAUGGACAAAGCACAAGGAAAGAGCAGAGAAAAUCAUGAUGAAAAAGGUUAUAAGAUAGCAGAAGAGAAUAAACAGGCUAAACAUGGGGAAAAGGGUCAUAAAACAGCUAUAGAGAAGCAAGAGGAGAAACAUGGUAAAGAGGGACUGACCGCAGCAGCAGAGAAGAGUCAGCAAGAGCAUGCAGGCAAUGUAGUUAGAGAGAGAAGGAAUGCCAGAUCUGGUAAUCAUGGGGAAAAGCAAGGCCAUAAAGAAGGAGAAAGACUAGGACAGGAACCAGGAGAAAGAGAAGGUCAGAAGAAGGGAGAAAGAAGAGCCUGUUCAAACAAUAAUAGAAGAGAUGGGGUUGCUAACGCUAAGGAUGUAAAUGAAAAUUCCAAAGAUGAGGAAAGUAAUGAGCAAGGACAACAAAAUCAUCGUGAAAGAGGUCGCAAUAUAACAGAGGGAAAGAGAAGUGAAAAUCAUGAUGAAAAUGGACAUAAGAUAGCAGACGAGAACAAACAGGCUAAACAUGGGGAAAAGGGUCAUAAAACAGAAAAAGAGAAGCAAGAGGAGAAACAUGGUGAAGAGGGACUGACCACAGCAGCAGAGAAGAGUCAACAAGAGCAUGCAGAUAAUGUAGUUAGAGAGAAAAGAAAUGCCAGAUUUAGUAAUUACGGGGAAAAACAAGGUCAUAAAAAAGGAGAGAGAUUAGGACAGGAACCAGGAGAAAGGGUAGGUCAGAAAAACGGAGUAAGAAGAGCCCGUUCAAAUAAUAAUAGAAGAGAUGUGGUUGCUAAGGAUGUAAGUGAAAAUUCCAAAACUGAGGAAAAUAAUGAGCAAGGACAAGAAAAUCAUGGCGAAAGAGGUCAAAGAAUAGCAGAGGGGAAGAGAAAAGAAAAUCAUGGUGAAAAGGGUCAUAAGAUGGAAGAAGAGAAACAUGGUGAAGAGGGACAGGACACAGCAGCAGAGAAGAGUCAACAACAGCAUGCAGGCAAUACAGUUAGAGAGAAAACACAUGCUAAAUCUGGUAAUAACGAGGAAAAGCGAGGCUAUAAAGAAAGAGAGAGAGAAGGACAGGAACCAGGAGAAGGUAUAGGUCAGAAUAAGAGAGAAAGAAGAGCCCGUUCAAAUAAGGAAGCUAAGGAUGUAAAUGAAAAUUCCAAAUCUGAGGAAAGUAGUGAGCAAGAACAACAAAAUCAUGGUGAAAGCGGUCCCAACAUAGCAGAGGAAAAGAUAAAAGAAAAUCCCAGUGAAAAGGGUCAUAAGAUAGCAGAAGAGAAAAGACAGGCUAAACAUGAAAAAAAGGGUCAUAAAACAGCAAAAGAGAAUCAACAGGAGAAACAGGAUGACAAGGGACAGGCCACAGCAGCAGAGAAGAGUCAACAAGAGAAUGCAGGCAAUGCAAUUAGAGAGAAAAGACAUGCCAGAUCUGGUAAUCAUGGGGAAAAGCUAGGCCAUAAAGAAGGAGAGAGAAAAGGACAGAGCAGUGAAGAAGAUGGGGUCAAACGGGGCAAAUCAAGAGGAAAGAGAGAUGUCAGUGAAAAGGAUGAACAGAGAAGGGAAGAAGAUGAUGGUAAAAGAGGUCGCAAAAUAGCAGAGGGAAAGAGAAAAGAAGAAUGUGCUGAAAGAGGUCGCAAUGUAGUAGAGGAAAAGAGAAGAGAAAUUCAUCUUAAAAAAGAUCGCAUUAUAGCAGAGGGAAAGAGAGGAGAAAAUCAUGGUGAAAGAAGUCGCAAUAUAACAGAGGGAAAGAGAAGAGAAAAUCAUGAGGAAAGAGUUCGCAUUAUGGCAGGGGAAAAGAGAAAUGAAAAUCCUGGUGAAAGAGAAAAGAGAAGAGAAAAUGAUGAGGAAAGAGGUGGCAUUAUGGCAGGGGAAAGGAGAAGUGAACUUCAUGGUGUAAGAGGUGGCAUUAUGGCAGGGGAAAAGAGAAGUGAACUUCAUGGUGUAAGAGGCAUUAUGGCAGGGGGGAAGAGAAGAGGUGAAAAGAGUCAUAAGAUAGCAGAAGAGAAUAGACAGGCUAAACAUGAAAACAAGGGUAAUGAAACAGCAAAGGAAAAACAACAAGAGAAACAUGGUGAAGAGGGACAGGCCACAGCAGCAGAGAAGAGUCAACAACAGCAUGGAGGCAAUGUAGUUAGAGAGAGAAGAAAUGCCAGAUCUGGAAAUCAUGGGGAAAAUCAAGGCCAUAAAGAAGGAGAGAGACUAGGACAGGAACCAGGAGAAAGAGAAAGUCAGAAGAAGGGAGAAAGAAGAGCCCGUUCAAACAAUAGUAGAAGAGAUGGGGUUGCUAAGGAUGUAAAUGAAAAUUCCAAAGGUAAGGAAAGUAACGAGCAAGGACAACAAAAUCAUGGUGAAAGAGGUCACAAUAUAACAGAGGGAAAGAGAAGAGAAAAUCAUGAUGAAAAGGCUCAUAAGAUAGCAGAAGAGAAUAAACAGACUAAACAUGGGGGAAAAGGUCAUAAAACAGCAAAAGAGAAGCAAGAGGAGAAACAUGGUGAAGAGGGACUGACCACAGCAGCAGAGAAUAGUCAACAAGAGCAUGCAGGCAAUGUAGUUAGAGAGAGAAGAAAUGUCAGAUUUGGUCAUCGCUGGGAAAAGCAAGGUCAUAAAAAAGGAGAGAGAAUAGGACAGGCACCAGGAGAAAGGGUAGGUCAGAAGAACAGAGUAAGAAGAGCCUGUUCAAAUAAUAAUAGAAGAGAUGGGGUUGCUAAGGGUGUAAAUGAAAAUUCCAAAACUGAGGAAAAUAAUGAGCAAGGACAAGAAAAUCUUGGUGAAAGAGGUCAAAUAAUAGCAGAGGGGAAGAGAAGAGAAAACCAUGUUGAAAAGGGUCAUAAGAUGGCAGAAGAGAAACAUGGUGAAGAGAGACAGGACACAGAAGCAGAGAAGAGUCAACAACAGCAUGCAGGCAAUACAGUUAGAGAGAAAAGACAUGCUAAAUCUGGUAAUAAUGAGGAAAAGCGAGGCUAUAAAGAAGGAGAGAGAGAAGGACAGGAGCCAGGAGAAGGGAUAGGUCAGAAUAAUGGAGAAAGAAGAGGUCAGAAGAAGGGAGAAAGAAGAGCCCGUUCAAAUAAGGAAGCUAGGGAUGUAAAUGAAAAUUCAAAAUCUGAGGAAAUUAAUGAGCAAGAACAACAAAAUCAUGGUGAAAGCGGUCACAACAUAGCAGAGGAAAAGAUAAAAGAAACUCACAGUAAAAAGGAUCAUAAGAUAGCAGAAGAGAAUAGACAGGCUAAACAUGGAAAAAAGGAUCAUAAAACAAUAAAAGAGAAUCAACAGGAGAAACAGGAUGACAAGGGACAGGCCACAGCAGCAGAGAAGAGUCAACAAGAGAAUGCAGGCAAUGUAAUUAGAGAGAAAAGACAUACCGGAUCUGGUAAUCAUGGAGAAAAGCUAGGCCAUAAAGAAGGAGAGAGAAAAGGACAGGAACCAGGAGAAAGGGUAGGUCAAAAUGUGGGUGAGAGAAAUAAAUCUAACAACCCAAGUUACAAUCAAGGGAAAAAUGCAGAUAAUGAAGUUAGAGAGAAAAGAGAAGCCAGACCUCAAACUGGUAAUCACGUCAGCAGACACCCAAGAGAUUUACAUGGGUAUUUAAAAAGAGAAAGUUCCAGCCCAAGUGACAAUCAGGGGGAAAAUGUACACAAUGUAGUUAGAGAGAAAAGACAUGCCAAAUCUCCAAGUCCGAGACAACAGCUCAACCAUAAAGAAGGAGAGACAACAGGACAGGAACCUGGGCAAAUGGAAGGUCAGGUAAAACAUAACAGGCAUCACCUCUGUAAUGAAACAUGUAAGCAUGAAAGUAAUGGGACCCAGAGACAUGAAUGUAAAUGGACCAAGGGAAGAAACCAUGAUAAUACUACCUGUGAACAUAACCGUACCUGUACACAUAACAGGACCAUGGAACACAAGCAUGAGAAGAAUUGGGAACGCAGGGAAAAAUGUAAGCAUGGAAACAACUGUACAAAAACAGAAUGUAAAUCAGGGAGAAUAUCAGACAACAAGGAACUGGAAAGAGAAAACAAAGAAUUAAAAGAAGAAAUAGAGGAGAAUAAAAAAACACAUACAGCUAGGGUAAAGAGACACGAAAAACAGAAAGAAAAGGAUUCACAAAGGAGACAAAAACAUGAAUCUGAAGAAGAUAAAUCCAGUGAGGAAGUUAAAAGUAAAGAAAUCAGAAAGAAUAAAAAAGGAAACAGAAAUGAUUCAGGAGGGAGCUCUUCUCAUGAAUCAGAGUCAAGUGAAGAACAGUAAUCAGUUCAGCAGACAUCAGUGGAGAGCAAUGACACGCCAACAGGCUCUUCAAAUAAACAGCUAUCAACCCCACCUCAAAUGCAACUAAUUCAAACAUUUGAACAGGCAGUUGAAAACAUGGAACAGAAAUCAGCUCAAUAAUUUAACCUACAACAGAGAGAAGCACAAAACCAGCAACCAGUUCCAGCAACUGCAUAGCCAUCAGCUACAGUUGACGAGGUGCCACCUAUUAACAAUUAACAGCCAACAUUACUACCAGCUGUCCAACCACAAAACUCACCUGAAGAACAGGCAUUGGGUGCAUAGACCAUGCAACAAUCAACUUUAGAUAAUUAGUAGUCUUCUGUGCUGACAUAGUAGAAGUGAAUAGUAGUUUGUUUCUGCAAGUAAACAGCACCGAAAUUUAGUUUAUGUUAUAAUUGGUGUAGUAAAUAUAGAAUAUAACAGGGAUGCAGGGAAACAAAUAUUGGGUUGCUAGCUUUUGAAUUUAUACUAAAUAUACUUAUGUGCUAUAAUGUUAGGCAACACUAGGCCAUCUUGCACUAACAUGUUUUUUCUGGUGUCUUCCUAAGAGUAGUUACACUCUUUGUUCCUGUGCAAAACUUUUAAUAAAGAGCUUUCUUCAA